This is a messenger RNA of Arachis stenosperma, 1765 nucleotides long. Its product is annotated as COBRA-like protein 1. Gene Ontology annotation, cellular component: plasma membrane. The record is from RefSeq and is a predicted model, not a curated record. Gene Ontology annotation, biological process: plant-type cell wall cellulose biosynthetic process; cellulose microfibril organization. The coding region runs from base 229 to 1521 and encodes 430 amino acids. The transcript is spliced from 7 exons. Lineage: Eukaryota; Viridiplantae; Streptophyta; Magnoliopsida; Fabales; Fabaceae.
UCUAAUUUUCUAUUCUAUAUUUUCUUUUCUAAGAUGCAGAAUCUUCCUCUUUGGUUCGCACCUUUUUUCUAAUCUGUUGCUGGAGAUGGAUGCUUAACAUCACCCUGCAUUUGCUCGUUUGCAUCCUCAUUCGCUCAUUCCUCCAUUUUCCUUUUCAGCUCAACUCUUUUUCUUCUUUUUUUCCCCUUGUUUUUCUCUCCAUAUUUACUUUGCUAAUUUAUCUCAUACAUGGAAAUGUUCAAGUCAACCGUUUUUCGUUUUAUUCCAGACAACACAUUGAUGAUGAUGAUGCGGUUCUCUUUGAUAGAGCACAAGCCACUUCAUACUUGCUAUUGCUUUGUCUUCUUAUUCCUACUUUCCUUCUCUUCAUCAGAAGCUUAUGAUGCACUUGACCCAAAUGGAAAUAUCACAAUCAAAUGGGAUGUUAUUAGCUGGACAGCUGAUGGUUAUGUUGCUGUUGUUACAAUAAACAACUUCCAACAAUAUCGCCAUAUCUCUGCACCUGGUUGGUCAUUAACAUGGGCAUGGGCCGGCAAAGAGGUUAUAUGGAACAUCAAGGGAGCCAUGACCACUCAACAAGGAAACUGUUCAAGGCUAUUUAAGGGAAUAAGCCUCCCACAUUCUUGUAAAAGGAAUCCAACAGUUGUGGAUUUACUUCCCAACACACCUUACAACCAAAAACUUCCAAAUUGUUGCAAAGGUGGAGUGCUUACUUCAUGGACUCAGGAUCCAACCAAUUCGGUUGCAUCAUUUCAACUCACUGUUGGUCAUGCUGGAACCACCAACCGAACCGUCCAAGUACCAAAGAACUUCACCUUCCAUGCACCCGGUUUGGGUUAUACUUGCGGCCCGGCCAAGAUUGUUAGACCAACCAUGUUCAUUUCACCAGACAAAAGGAGAGUCACCCAAGCGAUAAUGACUUGGAAUGUGACAUGCACGUAUUCACAUUUUCUAGCUCAAAAAUCUUCUCCCACUUGCUGUGUCUCCCUCUCAACGUUUUAUAAUGAUACUACAGUGCCUUGCCCAACAUGUUCAUGUGCCUGCAAGCACAGCAACUCAACCUGUGUCAAAACAGAUACCGGAAAGAAUGCUUCAGUUGAAUGUAGUAAUCAUAUGUGUCCAAUCAGUGUCCACUGGCACCUUAAUCUUAAUAACAAGAACUACUGGCGUGUGAAUGUUACUAUUUCCAAUCUCAAUUAUAGGAUGAAUUAUUCAGAUUGGAACAUGGUUAUUCAACACCCUAAUUUCAACAAUAAUCUCACUCAAGUUUUCGGAUUAAAGUACAAGUUAUUUACUCCUCUAGAUAAUAUUCAUGUGGCUAUGGUUUGGGGAAUUAAGUUCUACAAUAAUGUUCUCAUUGAAGCUGGUAAUGUAGAAUUUGAGGUACUAUUUAGAAAGGAUAAUAACUCAAGUUUGAGUUUGAAGAAAGAUUGGGGUUUCCCUCAAGGGAUCUAUUUCAAUGGUGACAACUGUGUAAUGCCACCACCUCAUGCUUAUCCAUGGUUGCCUAAUUAUGCUUGAACUUGUGAUACAUUACUUAUUAAUUGACACAUAAAUUAAACACUUUAUUAUUGUUUUGCAAAAAGUUAUAUAUGUAUAAAAGAUAAGAUUUAUAUAUAUCAUUUUAUAUGUAAAGAUACAUUCCUACAAACAUGUUCUGUUAAUUAUGAAUGAUAGAUGAUGCAUUUUCGGCAUUAAGUUGUAUAUAAUAUAUAAACAUCUUUGAAAAGUAGUGUAUCUGUGUAUGUGUUAGAAACAAGAGAUU